AUGCUAUCCGAUGACUUUGAUAAUCCACUUUCUUUGCAGAGUGUUGCUAAAACAAUACGAGCAUCCAUUAAUAAGGCUCGCAAUGAAGAGUUUCUCGAACGAUGGCUUAUCACAAUUGAUUUAAUGAUGAGAAAGAUACAUAAAGAAGGUAAAGCAUGGAAUUUUGCAUCUUAUCUGAAUGAAAUUUGGUUUAAUUCAAAUUUGAAAUAUGAUUGGGCAAGCAAAGUGGAUUUGGGUAUGAAAGAUCAAUGUCGAUUUCAUACAGUGGGCGUAUCGAAAUUAAAAUGUCGUGUCUUUCCAUUAAAUUCCAUACAAGAUGUUGAUGGAAACUGGACUCGAGAUCAUGGAGGAGCUGAAGUAUCUUUUCGAAUCCCGAAAGAAGAUUGUAAGAAUAAGUUUAUUGCAGCAUGGAAUAAUGAUGUAAAAGAAAAUUUUAUGAAUUUUAAAAUUUUAGAAUAA
Messenger RNA from Rotaria sordida, 459 nucleotides. The record is from the annotation of a GenBank genome assembly. Lineage: Eukaryota; Metazoa; Rotifera; Eurotatoria; Philodinida; Philodinidae.